CAAAAUUUUUUUUUUUUAAGAAUUUAACAAAGAUGGUUUUGAGCAAUUAAUUGGGGGACAUUUCAAAUAUUAAUUUCGAGCAUUGUGGGUAUUCACCUUGGCCUUCAGUAAGGCAGCUCAAAUACAGCUGUUCUAAAUGUGCUGAAAACACAUUUUAGGUUUUAAUGGUACAAUUUAUAACUAAUUGAAUUCUAUUACUGGCGUGUCUGUAGUUGUGUGGUUUAAGUUUCGUUUUCUUGUAGGAGUGUAAGGUUACUGAAAGGCAAUGAAUUUGCAAAGGUGUAAGACCUGAGUUUAUACAAACUGUUGUUUGAUGGUCAAAGUAUGGAAGACAGUGAUGCUAUUUUGAUUGAAUUGCCAGAACUGCAAGUCAUCUUCUCUCCUUGGCUAAACCCCCAAAGCAACAGACAGUAAGGUGGGGGGAGAAGGGGAAGCAUGUGUUGUUAUCUGAACAUGGAAGAAUGGAAACUGAGACAAAUGCAAGACACUCUGCCACUUUACAGUGUCUGUACGAUUUGAACUUGUGAGAAUGUUCCAUGCUAUACCUCAGUAAGUGGAGGUUGUGAUGGCACAGUGUAUAAAGUAGUACAUCACAUCUGGUUUUCUAAAGUCAUCUUGUGACAUUUGUAAUACAUCCAGAGUAACUCGAGUCACUGAUGUAUCUGACUUUAUUUUUAACAUUGUGAUUCAUCUGUCAGAUUAGGGUCAGCAAUAAUCUAACCUACCACUGAAUCUUAAAAGUGCAAACAAACAAAAAAAGCAAACUUAAGUUACUUCCCUGCUUUUCAUGCUCGCCACAUACAAACAGUACAUGCUACUUUUCCGUUUUCACAGGCAGUUUUCAUUUCAAGUACUUUAAAUAUGCAAAUUCUCAAUUGUUAGCAUAGGUCCUGUGCUUUUCCUGCUAUUUAUGCCUGCAGGUUGACUAGAAUGCAGUAAUUCUACUGUGUUGGUGGAAAAAUGACUGUUUCAGCAUCUGUGUUUCGUUUUGUGCUGGGUCAAACAAUCCCUAUAAACCCUUUGUGCUGUCAGGUGAUUGCAGUGUCUGUUACAGUAAGGGUGUCCUAAAAACUAGUAGAAAAAGGACAUGUUUAUGGAUUUUGGUGUGGUCUAGUAGACCAUUCCAAGCCAAAGGAAUGCCCUAAGAAUCUGGGUCUUAGGUAUAUGUUUUCUGAUAAUAUUUUCAUUUUCACAAUCAGCGUUUCGUAAUGGAAAAAAAAAACCACUUUAAAACUCUUCUAGCUUUUUCUUUUGCUAGAUACCAAAAUAACAUACUUGGAAGUAGAAGCUGUGUAGAGGUUGUGGCCAUAUACUCCAUAAUCUGCUGGUGGUCUGAAUAAUAAUUUGGCUUGUACUUUUCCACCCUUCUCAUUGGGUGUGCAAACUAGGUCCUGAAAAAUUGCUUUCAGGGCAACAUUUCCCUGAUGUAUAAAGAAUUUCAGCUGUGGCCUUUCUAUUUAAAGCAGUAUGGAGCAAAUGCUUCCUUCAUCUGUAAUCUGACUAGGAUUCACUGGAUCUCGAGUCUCCUUUGCUAGUGAGCAGCUACAACCUGCUUAAUUCUCGUUCUUGUAUUUUCAUUUACGAGAUCUGCCAGAAGAUUAGUCAAUCAGUGACGUUAUUAGCAGGCCUGUGAGAAAUGCUUACACUUCCUGAAGAUGUUGCAUAAUACAGUGUGAACAUAAAGGGUUGAGGGAAGAGGCAAAAAAGCAAAAACAUGCUGUGGUGGGGUUGAGGACACAAUUGUGGCAAGAGGUUUGAGGCUGAAAGGCACAGUGAGACUACAGCUCACUGUCGUGUGGAGUGAAGGGGAUUUCAGAAAGAAAAUGUCUGCCAAAGAGGACCCUACAGUGGAGACAAGUGACAAUGAAAUACAUGAGCUGAAUCCUUCUGCAAUGCAAGCUCUUUUCCCGCAUGCAGCCUUUGAUUUUCACAAGUUUGCCAAAGACAUGGAGGCAGAAUUCCAAGAAUUCCGUGAACAGCUGCAGAACAGUUACAACCCUACCAUGAGAAAUGAACACAACAGAUUAAAGUCCUUCUUGUCCUAUACAUCUCAUUCAUCAUGGUCUUUGACAGAAAUGGCAGCUGCUGGGUUUUAUCACACGCUUGUUAAAUCCAGUGUGCAGUGUUUUUGCUGUGGAUUAGUUUUAUUUACCACAAAGGUUAGAUGUACCCCAUAUGAACAGCACAAGAAAUUUCGUCCUACUUGUGAAUUUGUCCUGGGCAAAGAGGUGGGUAAUAUUUCAAAGUACGACAUACGUGUUCAGAAGCUGGAGAAGUCAGCAGAGCACGCCUACAGGUACAGUGGGGAGGACGCGAGGCUGCAGUCCUUUGACAGGUGGCCAUUUUAUGCCAGAGGAACAAAGCCUAACUUGCUUGCCAGAGCUGGGUUUUUCUUUACAGGCAAGAAAGAUACAGUGCAGUGUUUCACUUGUGGUGGAUGUCUGGGAAAUUGGGAAGAUGGUGAUGAUCCUUGGAGAGAACAUGCUAAAUGGUUUCCUGAGUGUGAAUUCCUUCAAAGUAAGAAAUCAAGUGAGGAAAUUAAAAAGUACAUUGAAACCUACGGUGGAUUUGUUGGAGUGGUGGGGAGGCAUUUCACAGCUUCCUUUAUGAAGGAGAAUUUAUCUACUGCAACAGGUGAUCUCAUCUUGAACAUCUUUGAGGAUGAAGGCGUUCGACUGGACUCUUUUAAAACUUGGCCAGCAGAAGCCCAUGUUGAAGCCACUGCUCUUGCUAAAGCCGGGUUUUUCUAUACAGGAGAAGGUGAUAAGGUACAGUGCUUCAACUGUGCAGGUUGCUUAAAGGAAUGGGAAAAAGGUGAAGAUCCAAUGAAAGAACAUGCAAAAUGGUUCCCUGAUUCCAACUGCUUGGAAGUACUUGGAAAGUCACUGGAAGAGCAACCAGAAAGCCCAUCGACAUUACCGUCUGUACAGCAAACUCAGUGUAAAGCACAUCUUGAAGAGAAAGCAACCCUAUGUUCUGUAGGAGCUGACAUGACAGUUGUUGAAAAUCAGUGUCCUCAAGAAGCAAAGAACUUGACCAAACAACUUACAAAGGCUUACAACGAUAACAGCUUCAGCAAAUUGUUUUCCUUUGGGAACUCAAACCAUUUGGCUAUUGAUUUGAAAUUACUCUAUGGGGACCUAUCAGUUGUCUCAAAGGAUAUUAAUGAUCAACCAAUACAGCAGCUCUUUCUUCAUGAAAUCCUUGUGAACCUUAACUCCACCAUUGUGCUGGAAGGUGAAGCAGGAAGUGGAAAAACAGCAUUGCUCAGGAAAAUAGCUCUUCUUUGGGCCUCAGGCUGCUGCCCCAUUCUGAGCAGGUUUAAGUUUGUAUUUUAUCUCUCCCUGACUUAUGCAAGAUCAGAUCAGAGCAUGGCUGAUAUUAUAUGCAAUCAACCAGUAGGAUUUAUGGGACCACUAACAGAAACUACUCUAAGAGAUGUAAUUCAGCCACUGAAAAACCAGGUCUUAUUUCUUUUGGAUGACUACAGUGAGAUGAAUUCAGUGCCUCAAGCUGUAGAGGAACUUAUACAAAAGAACCAUCUCUACCAGCAUUGCUUGGUUGUUGCUGUCCGUACUAACAGGAUGAGAGAAAUUCGCAAGUAUGCAGCCACCACUUUAAGCAUCAGAGAGUUCCCUCUGUCCAGCACUCUGUAUAUACUGAAGAAAUUGUUCUCCUGCAAUAUCGACCUUGUGGAGCAGCUUCUCUUUCAGCUGCAGUUUAAAAAGUCUAUGCAGACCAUUAUAACAACACCACUUUUCAUGGUGUCUCUUGCUGCGUAUUGGGUACAGCACCCAAAGGGUGACAUAAUCAGUGAUAAGGCUAUUUUUAAAGCCUAUCUGCUCUAUCACUUACUAAAACACAGUGAAGAAACAGAACAUGUACUGGCUAUGUUUUCCUCAUGUGGUGAGCUUGCCUUAACCGGUCUUUUUAAGCCAUCCUUUGAGUUCACUGAGUAUGAUCUGUCUGAAGCAGGCGUUGAUGGAGAUGAAGCUGUUAGGCUGGGUUUACUGAGCAAAUUUACUGCCCAAAGGCUUCAUCCAGUUUAUAAAUUCUUUCACCCCUUAUUCCAGGAGUUUCUUGCAGGGAGAAGACUGAGCGAGCUCCUGGUUUCUGAUGAAAAAGAGAAACUGGAGCAAGGGCUGCAGUACUUGCAGCAAAUCAAUACAUUUAGAAAAGUUGCUGGGCGCUAUAAUUUUUUAUUGGUUUACGCUUGCAGCUUUUCUUCCAAAGCAGUCCCCCAAAUUAUAUCCUAUUUAUUUAAAUUGAUUGACUGCAAGCAUUCAUUGGAAAGCCAGUCAGAAAAUGAUGAACAUCUGCAGCACCAUUCAGACCUGCCAAUAAGAAUGUGUUUAAUUGACCAGUUAAGUUUUAUUGAUCCAAAACUGCUUCUUCCAGUUUUCAUUCAGUAUUUACUGGACUUUGCUACUUCUGUAGUUUACAGCACUAAUACCGUCUCUGUGUGUGCCCCAAUCAUUCUUCAGUUCCUAAGAGGCAAAGAUAUUUUGUUAAGUUCAUUUUUACUAUCACAAAAACCUAACUUGAGGUUUUUUCAGGAUUACCCAGAAUCACUGUCUCUACCCAGUAGUUUUCAGGUUGCAGUACAAGGAAGUGAACACAAACAAGCAUUUAAUAUAUCUGAGAUAAUCACUUGCUAUUCUUCACUGGAGCUGCCAACAAUUGACCGGGAUUACGCUCCUGCAUUUACACUUUUUAAAGACAUGGCACAAAAAAUCAAAGAAAAAAACAUUAAUAGAUUUUUUUCUCUGAUACAAAGACACCUACCAGACUCCAUCACGUGUCCUUUCCUACUUACAACAAGGAAGAUGCCACUUUUAAAAUGUACAUUCACGAACAUCAGUUCCUUUCAGGAAGCUGACCUCAGAAAUUUGAUGGCACUGUUUUCCAUUUCGGAUUAUAUUGAACUUCGGUUGAGUAACAGUCCUGGAUUCAUAGAGGUUAUCCGACCUGCUAUUGAACAAUACAAGGAGCAUUUUAAAAAAUGUAGUCUACAUCAUCUUAACUUGAGCACAACAGAGCAAGAAUUACUUCUGUCGAUGUCUUUUGUGGAAUGUCUUGAGGUAGAUGAAAAAGAAAUACCAGAACUACUUUUUUCAAAUUUGGACAAAUUCAUCUGCCUGGAGGAACUGUCAGUGAGUCAGUGUGAGAACUGCAAUGUAUUUGAUAGAAUACCUGAUGGCUUCAAAAAUCUCUGUAACAUGAAGAAAUUGUUGAUGAGCAGAAUGAAGCUUGAAAACUGCUCUAGGCUGGUGUUGCAAUACUUUUAUUUUGUAGUUGAAUUUAUUAAGAGCUUCCAAGACCUCUCUGUUUUUCACCUGGACUGCUCCAGCUACUUUGAUUCUGAAUCCCUUCUGACAGCAAUUUCUUCAUGCAAAAAAUUAACAGAAAUCAAGUUAACUGGGUCAUUUUUGAGAGAUCAAGAUUUGCUUUCUUUAGCUGCUGCUCUGCCCAAUUUUGUCUCUCUCAAAGUGUUGGGUCUUGGAAGCCAGUAUUUUGAUGACAAGGAAGCUUGUGAAAUCUUUGCACACAGUUUAGGUGGUGUUCUUAACCUGGAGGAGCUCAUCCUUCCUGCAGGAAAGGGAAUAAAGUCUGCAGCCAAACUGAUUGUGCAGCAGUGUCUACACCUGCUGCACCUCAGAUGCUUCUCAUUUAUCCUAUGUCUGGAUGAUGAUGGCCUAUUAGAAAUAGCAAAGGUUGCAAACCGUGGCGGUUUCCAGAAGCUUGAAAAUCUCUAUUUGUCAGUAAAUCAUGAUGUUACAGAAACUGGUUGGAGAAACUUCUUUAGAACACUUAAUAACAUGCCUGCUUUAAAAGAGCUGAACAUUAGCCGUAUGUUCACACAUCAGAUCAAAGCCAGUGCAUCAACAGUGACGGCUUUUGUCCAGUGUGUUUCUCGACUGCCUGGUCUUGUGACAAUAGUAAUGUUCGGUUGGCUCCUUGACGCAGAGGACCUUAAAAUGUUUGAUAUCAUGAAGGAGCAGCAUCCCCAGUCUAGGAGUUUAAAAUUAUCUUGGCAAUGGGUCUUGCCACUUUCACCAAACUUUCAAGACUAGAAAAGUUUGAGAGCGUUAGUAGUUUUGGGGUUUUUUUUUCUCCUCCUUCUUUUAUUACGAAUUAUACACCUGCAUUGCACAUGAAUUUAUAUUGUAAAAUUUUUACCAGGAUGAAACAUGCCGGUCUCUUCCACAGCAGGGUUAGGUUAAUGUAAAUGGAUCAAGGAGUAGAAGACAGGAUUAAUGUAACUCUAAUACCUGACUUGCUUUGCAAAUAUGGUUAUAGAUUGUACCAAAGUGAUUUCUUCCAAAGAAAAACGUAAAAUUUUGCUUAAAGCCUAUUUAAAAUAUAUUAUUUCUAUUCAGUUGUUUUGCUUGCAAUGAAAUCAAUUACAUGAAUAACUUAUGAAAUAAAAAUCCUAAAACCCUUUAUGGUCAGGACUGCACUAAAAAUAAUACUGGAUGCUAGAUUUUACUAGUGUUAAAAACCAAUAAAGACCACUUUUUGUAACAUAACGCCAGAUACUAACACUGGACUAGCUGAUUGAGGCAGGUGGCAGUUGUGUCUCUUUAGCAAUGAAGAGCUGCAGCACAGCUGAUUUUGAAGCUUUACAUCACUGCAAGCAAUCUUAAUUUACUUCAGCUAGAAAAUUAAGAAAAAGCCUUCAAAGUGGCUUAGGGAAGUUAAGAUUAUGUCUUUCUCUUUUUGCUCAAUUAUUUGUGGGAAAACUGAUUUUCUUACACUCAACCAUAGUAGGAAAAGGAACUGAACACAGCAAAGUUUGGGCCUGUAUUUGGCUAGUUUCUCUGAAAAAGCAACACACUGGCAUUAAACUAAAUUACUGUCUAGUUUUGUGGCUGCAGCCUUUAUUCUACGUGAGUUAAGAGUGUAAGCACUGAAAUCUAAGUCCGUACUUACCGCUACCUUUCCACAGUCUGCUUUUCCUAAAUUUGCUUUUACUAAUGGUACUCAGAAAAAGGCCACACAGCAAAACCACCUGGUGUAUUUCAGCCACUCAUCCAACAGACAGAUAGAGAAGCGAUAAAACACGCCAAAACAAACCACGUCCCUAAAUUCAAAGUUUGAAAAGUAGAAUUUUAUUAACAAGCAUUUGAAACAAAAAAUGAGCUUC
Molecule: messenger RNA, 7147 nt
Organism: Grus americana (Whooping crane)
Lineage: Eukaryota; Metazoa; Chordata; Aves; Gruiformes; Gruidae
Gene: NAIP
Product: NLR family apoptosis inhibitory protein
Exons: 15
Coding region: 1824-6074 (1416 amino acids)
Biological process (GO): pyroptotic inflammatory response; inflammatory response; defense response to bacterium
Cellular component (GO): IPAF inflammasome complex
Molecular function (GO): cysteine-type endopeptidase inhibitor activity involved in apoptotic process; ATP binding
Source: RefSeq, a predicted model, not a curated record